AUGAAACUAUUCUAAAAUGAUUACCUUUUUGAUUAAAUUAAAAUUUACACAGUUAAUUAAGUUGAAAGCAUAAAAUGCACUGCAACAAGUUCAUAAAAAGUAAUCAUAGUAUUCAUGAUAAAUAUUGAGUAAUAGGAUCAAUUUCAGAAACUGGAUAAUUUAUAUAUACGGUGCCUGAUUUACCUUAAGGUGAAUAACAAACGAGAAUUCUUACAUAUACAGGAUAUGCAACAAGGAUGUGGACUAAUGUUGAAUUCUAAAAUACAUCAAUUUCAACAAAUACAAUUGUAUAAGGUGGAUAAGAUAUUGAAAUAAAAUGUAGUGGUUUGGAGUUGAUAAUGAACUUGAAGUCUACAUUAGAAUAUGGAAUUGUUUAAGAUUGAAGAAGACUGGACUUAGAAAAUUGAAAUGCAGAACUCCAAGAAACACAACAAAUUCUGGAUAUGGUGUUAAAAUACUAUAUUGUGAUACCAGACAGAAUUUUUAAACAAAAUCAUCAUACUAGUUUUCAAUUAAUCUUACUGUUACUAAUAUUGUUUAAUCUGCUAUAAUAUAAAUUAAUAAUAAUGCUGGUAUUGUAUAAGUUUCUAUAAAAUCAGCUUAAAUCAAUAAUGCAUCAACUGAAACUUUGGCUUUCAAUAUUAUAGGUACUAAUUUGGUGCUACAACAUUGA
Messenger RNA from Paramecium pentaurelia, 673 nucleotides. The record is from the annotation of a GenBank genome assembly. NCBI's taxonomy places the organism in Eukaryota, Ciliophora, Oligohymenophorea, Peniculida, Parameciidae.